Molecule: messenger RNA, 831 nt
Organism: Toxorhynchites rutilus septentrionalis
Lineage: Eukaryota; Metazoa; Arthropoda; Insecta; Diptera; Culicidae
Gene: IscU
Product: iron-sulfur cluster assembly scaffold protein IscU
Exons: 1
Coding region: 83-529 (148 amino acids)
Biological process (GO): iron-sulfur cluster assembly; intracellular iron ion homeostasis
Cellular component (GO): cytoplasm; mitochondrial matrix
Molecular function (GO): ferrous iron binding; 2 iron, 2 sulfur cluster binding
Source: RefSeq, a predicted model, not a curated record
AGCUGUCGUAAAAUGAACUACGUCGUACGAGGAGGAAAAGUUGUGAAAUUCUCAUCAGUUUGUGAAACGAAAAACAACAGCCAUGACUACACUUCAGAAAAGUUUCAAUUCAUUGCUAAAAUUACGACGUGCUCAAAGCGUCCCAAUUGCUUUGUAUCAUGCUAAUGUUUUGGAUCACUAUGAAAAUCCACGAAAUGUUGGUUCUAUGGAUAAAAAGGACAAAACGGUCGGAACUGGUCUAGUUGGAGCACCGGCUUGCGGUGAUGUUAUGAAGUUGCAGAUCAAGGUCGAUGAAAACGGAAAAAUCAUCGAUGCCAAAUUCAAAACUUUUGGAUGUGGUUCAGCUAUAGCAUCCAGCUCGUUGGCAACUGAAUGGGUAAAAGGAAAAACUUUGGAUGAAGCGAAAAAGCUCAAGAAUACGGAUAUUGCUAAAGAACUCUCUUUGCCUCCUGUUAAGUUGCAUUGCUCGAUGCUCGCAGAGGAUGCCAUCAAAGCCGCACUUGAGGACUACAAAAAGAAGCAGAACUAAUAGGAAGGAUCUCAACGCUACUGUUAGUCGUUAGUCAUUAGGAUGGGUAUAUAAACUACUUGUACAAUAACCAUGCCUGUUAGCAAAUGCACAUAAUUUGUUGAAGGCAUAGCAAUAUGUUUAGAUUCAGAUUGCUUCGUUAAUGUGACACAUCGCAUGAAAUAAAUUCAUAAUUUGAAAAGCAAUUAUUUCUUUCAAAUUUGCUAAAAUAUCGAAAUGAGUUGAAUUCAAAAUAGUGAUUCGUAUCGUGUGGAGCUUAGAUAUAACAUGUGAUAAAUGAAUAAAAUUGCAGUUGCAAGCUU